AUGUCGCGCCGCCUCAGCGUCGCCCUGUCAGCAGGUCGCACACCUCAACGCUCGUGUCGGAGCAGCACGGAAGCUGAUGACAGUCGGGUGAAAUAUCGAGCGAAAAAGAUCGGCACUGGGAUGUGCAGAUUCGAGCUCGUAUCUCUCAAGCAGGCCAGAGUCCGGGUACCAGAGCACAACAAGCCGGCCCUACACAGACGCCACGCGGCUGCCGUCCGAGGGAGACUGUUCGUUCGCGCUUGGAAAAGGGACACUGUUGUUGGAUCACCAAAGUGCAGGCCAGCCAAAAAUGACCUUUCGAGAGACCCUGCGAGCGGUUCCUGGUCUGAAUGGUGA
Messenger RNA from Penicillium robsamsonii, 336 nucleotides. RefSeq lists its product as uncharacterized. Lineage: Eukaryota; Fungi; Ascomycota; Eurotiomycetes; Eurotiales; Aspergillaceae. The transcript has a single exon. The record is from RefSeq and is a predicted model, not a curated record. Bases 1 to 336 code for a protein of 111 amino acids.